Messenger RNA from Erigeron canadensis, 1311 nucleotides. Its product is annotated as expansin-A4-like. Gene Ontology annotation, biological process: plant-type cell wall organization. NCBI's taxonomy places the organism in Eukaryota, Viridiplantae, Streptophyta, Magnoliopsida, Asterales, Asteraceae. The record is from RefSeq and is a predicted model, not a curated record. Gene Ontology annotation, cellular component: extracellular region. The transcript is spliced from 3 exons. The coding region runs from base 77 to 850 and encodes 257 amino acids.
CUCCUCAUCCCCUCCAUUACACACAUUUUCUUUACUUAUUUUCUUUAAAUUGAUUCUCAUUUUUUAUCCCACAAAAAUGGCUGUUGUCACCGGCAUUGUCUUCAUCAUUUUCUCGGCCUUAUCAGUCGCCGACGGCAGAAUCCCUGGUAACUUCGCCGGCGGCCCUUGGCAAGGUGCCCAUGCUACCUUCUAUGGUGGUAGUGAUGCCUCUGGUACCAUGGGUGGGGCUUGUGGGUACGGAAACUUGUACAGCCAAGGGUACGGGGUCAACACGGCCGCGCUCAGCACAGCAUUGUUUAACAACGGGCUGAGCUGUGGCGCGUGUUUUGAAAUUAAGUGCGCGGAUGACCCGAGAUGGUGUCAUCCGGGCAGCCCAUCUAUUUUUGUGACAGCUACUAACUUUUGCCCACCAAAUUUUGCUCAGCCAAGUGACAAUGGUGGCUGGUGCAACCCACCUCGUACUCACUUUGAUCUUGCUAUGCCUAUGUUCCUUAAAAUUGCCGAGUAUCGUGCCGGAAUCGUCCCGGUUUCUUACCGUCGGGUACCAUGUAGGAAAGCUGGUGGAAUAAGGUUCACAAUCAAUGGUUUCCGCUACUUCAAUUUGGUUUUGAUCAGCAACGUUGCAGGUGCUGGUGAUAUCCAAAAGGUGUGGGUUAAAGGUACCAAGACCAACUGGAUGAGCAUGAGCCGUAACUGGGGGCAAAAUUGGCAAUCUAACUCGGUCUUAACCGGUCAAGCACUUUCUUUCAGAGUAACUACCAGUGAUCGCCGCACUUCCACCUCGUGGAAUAUUGCUCCACCAAACUGGCAAUUCGGCCAGACCUUUGCCGGAAAGAAUUUCCGGGUUUGAAGGGAAUAGAAAUAUCCAAUUUUACCCAUUUAGGAAGGAAGGGAAACACUAUCUUAGUUUUUUGUUGCUGGUGUUGUUUUGUGUCUAGUAGCGUUAUGUUUGUUUUUCGGGUAGUGAAAGUUAAUAGUUGGAAAGGUGAAGGGGGGUAAAAUAGACAUGUUUGGAAACUUUUUCAGAUUUCUCAAGCAUUUUAGGGUUUGUGUAAGCUGAGGCGGUUGCAAGAAAAAAAAGGUGCAGCCCGCAGCAAAUGCUGCUAAAGUUUUUCUUUUUAAGUCAAAAAGUGGUGGUUUUUAUUUUAUUUUUUUGUAUUUGGGUAUCAAAAGUAAUAUGUAACUAGGGGGAUUUGUGUCACUACUACUAAUUUACAUCUUGUAAAGUCAGAGAAUGACUACUUCUUUAAAAGUAGACUUUGGUUUGUAUUAUUGAUCUAUCUAAAUCUAAAUAUUGUGUUUUGAAGUUUA